AUCACGGAAAGAAGAGUCCAAGAGUCAACUUUCGAUGCUGAUCGUCAUUGGUCGGUCACGUGAUACAGCCCUUAAGUGGCUCCAAGCAAUUCUGGUUUGUCAAUAGGCUAGAUGCACUCAUCAUUCGUGAUUCUCGGUCCGCUCAUGCGGAAUCGCGGACAAGCAUAGCCGCUGCACAAGGUUCACAAGAUCUUGGUCAAAGCCCAGCGCUUGAUCUCGUUGGCAGAUUAUGCUUGCUUUCAAUCAGGAAUGCAGAUGGUCAUUUCCCCACACGGUUUGGUUCCGAGGUACUGCGGCACGUCGGGCCCGCAUAAGCCAAGCUGAGGGUACAUGCGUCGGCCUAAGAUGUGUGACGAUUGGGAGGUCACUCAGAGGCUAAAAGGACAGCUGCAGGGCCCCGCAUGAGAUCUGCCCAACGAGAUCGAUCUUUUACGACCGGGGUGGAGCCUCUACCAGCCAAUUUUUGGCGCUGCCCUCACAAGAUCAUGGCGCUCCAAGACGCGUUCAAGAUCGAAAUCAUAGACGAUCGUGAAUGUGCGUUCACGACCAGCGAUCAUGACCCGCCUAUCGAAGACGAUGCGCGCUGCUCCCAGAACGGCACUUGAUCAAAUAAUAGGUAUUCAGCGGAGGUAUUUUAGCAUCAUUCGAUGGCUUGAGGCAUGCAUUGAGAUGCUCGCCGUUACUUUGAGUGCAUCGGCAAGGUGCCAGGAUGUCGAUUCUGAUCUCACG
Ceraceosorus bombacis is the source of this 729-nucleotide messenger RNA. The record is from the annotation of a GenBank genome assembly. Lineage: Eukaryota; Fungi; Basidiomycota; Exobasidiomycetes; Ceraceosorales; Ceraceosoraceae.